UAUAGAAAUCAUCAAGAUUAUUUCUCCAUAUUCACAUAGCGAUAUUGGGCUUCUGCUGCUUUAGUUGACCGAGUCCGUUAAAACCGUCUUAUAUAAAUCUCCAAUAAAUGAUAAAAGUUGGAGAAACAGCAGCGAUAGCAUUAGUUCCCCAAGAUCGGGCCCAAGUCUCCGUCAGAUAUCGCCCGGCUCCUUUUGUUCCGGCUUCCGAGCAUUCAAAUUCCCCAACAUACCAGUGAUUGAAUCCGUUGAUCACGAUUUCAUAUUUACACGAUGUUUCGCAGUAUCCUCGCCCCGAAGGCGACCAUGAGGUCUGCUUUCCAGCAAUCAUCCCUCCCAACAGUUAUUCGCCCAUCGUCCAUUGCGGGAUUAUCAAGGAGGACGUACGCGACACAAAAUGAGGAGCAGGAUGUGGUCAUUAUCGGUGGCGGAGUCGCCGGGUACGUCGCGGCCAUCAAGGCAGGCCAAGAGGGCCUGAAGGUGACAUGUAUCGAGAAGCGUGGCGUACUGGGCGGAACCUGCCUCAACGUCGGCUGUAUCCCUUCGAAAGCUCUCCUCAACAACUCGCAUUUAUACCACCAGAUCCUUCACGACUCGAAACACAGAGGCAUUGAGGUCGGCGAUGUCAAACUCAACCUUGGCCAGCUGAUGAAGUCAAAAGAGACCGCUGUCUCUGGCCUCACCAAGGGUGUUGAGUUCCUUUUCAAGAAGAACGGCGUCAACUACGUCAAAGGCACCGCGACGCUCACUGGCGAGCAUGAGGUCAAGGUCAACCUCAACGAGGGCGGAGAGGUAACCUACACCGGAAAGAACAUCCUCCUCGCUACCGGAAGUGAGGCGACUCCUUUCCCAGGGCUCGAGGUCGACGAGAAGAGAAUCAUCACCAGCACUGGCGCCAUUGCGCUUGAGAAGGUCCCAGAGAGCAUGAUUGUUAUUGGUGGUGGUAUUAUUGGCUUGGAGAUGGGAUCAGUGUGGUCGAGACUGGGCGCAAAGGUUACAGUGGUGGAAUUCCUUGGACAGAUCGGUGGACCAGGAAUGGACGCUGAGAUCGCCAAGCAAGCGCAGAAGGUGCUGAAGAAGCAGGGUAUUGACUUCAAGCUCAACACCAAGGUCACUGGUGGUGACCCCUCUGGUGAGAACAUCAAGAUCAACGUUGAGGCUGCUAAAGGAGGAAAGGCAGAGGAGCUUUCUGCCGAAGUCGUCCUCGUUGCCAUCGGCCGCAGGCCGUACACCGAGGGUCUUGGCCUCGAGAACAUCGGUGUCGAGGUUGAUGACAAGGGACGCAUUGUCAUCGAUUCUGAGUUCCGCACGAAAUUCCCGCAUAUUCGCGCGAUCGGUGAUGCCACAUUCGGCCCCAUGCUUGCCCACAAGGCCGAGGAGGAGGCUGUGGCAGCCGUCGAGUGGAUCAAGAAGGGUUACGGACACGUGAACUACGGCGCCAUCCCGUCCGUCAUGUACACGCACCCCGAGGUUGCGUGGGUUGGCCAGAACGAGCAGGAGCUCAAGGCUGCCGGCAUCAACUACAAGAUCGGCACGUUCCCGUUCUCCGCCAACUCGAGAGCGAAGACCAAUAUGGACACCGAGGGCAUGGUUAAGAUGCUCGCUGAUGCAGAGACCGAUCGCAUCCUUGGCAUUCACAUCAUCGGUGCCAAUGCAGGUGAGAUGAUUGCUGAGGGCACAUUGGCGCUCGAGUACGGUGCGUCGAGUGAGGAUAUCUCCCGCACAUGUCACGCGCAUCCCACGCUCGCUGAGGCGUUCAAGGAGGCGGCCAUGGCAACUCAUGGCAAGGCUAUCCACUUCUAAGAAGCCGGAUCCAUGAGUGCCGUGUUGCAUAUUCGAGGUGGGCUGGGCAAGAGGAAUGAUUGGUAGAGAGUAGAUGCACGGGGGGUGCACCAGUGAUCACUGUGUAAUAUAGUCCGGACUUUGGGUAGGGGUUGCAUGUUAUGGUGGCCCACGAGAACAAAAACCCAAAUACCUAGAUAAUUAAAUUCGAUUUGGUUCUAG
This is a messenger RNA of Pseudogymnoascus verrucosus, 2001 nucleotides long. It is a transcript of the gene LPD1, whose product is annotated as dihydrolipoamide dehydrogenase precursor. The coding region runs from base 271 to 1800 and encodes 509 amino acids. NCBI's taxonomy places the organism in Eukaryota, Fungi, Ascomycota, Leotiomycetes, Thelebolales, Thelebolaceae. Gene Ontology annotation, cellular component: oxoglutarate dehydrogenase complex; mitochondrion. The record is from RefSeq and is a predicted model, not a curated record. The transcript is spliced from 6 exons. Gene Ontology annotation, molecular function: dihydrolipoyl dehydrogenase (NADH) activity; flavin adenine dinucleotide binding.